Zea mays is the source of this 2149-nucleotide messenger RNA. RefSeq names its product DNA damage-binding protein 2. The transcript is spliced from 11 exons. Bases 99 to 1802 code for a protein of 567 amino acids. The record is from RefSeq and is a predicted model, not a curated record. Gene Ontology annotation, cellular component: Cul4-RING E3 ubiquitin ligase complex; nucleus. NCBI's taxonomy places the organism in Eukaryota, Viridiplantae, Streptophyta, Magnoliopsida, Poales, Poaceae. Gene Ontology annotation, biological process: response to UV; DNA repair. Gene Ontology annotation, molecular function: damaged DNA binding; protein binding.
AUAAACCCCACCACAGCCCAGACCAACCGCCUCGCCUGCCGUUCCCCUCCACGUCUCCCCAUUCCCGCCUCCCGAGACCUGAACCCUGUUGGGGACACAUGGGCCCCACAACCCGCGCUCACUUCGUCUACAAUCGCCGCCGCCGCCGCCGCCGAGGCGGGCGGCACGCUGUCGAGGAGGCUUCCGACGAGGAGCAGCAGCAGAUGGAUAGCUCCUCCUCAUCCUCCGACGAAGAAGGAGAUCAGGAAGAAGAUGCCGAAGCCUCCGGAGAGGACGUCGAUGACGAGGAAGAAGAGGAAGCGGUCGCUGCCGAGCCUGCGCCCAAGCAGCCACCCGCAGCUGCGGCGGCGGGGGAGAAGAGGGGCCGAAGGAAGGGCUCGAUCACCAUUAGCCUGAAGAAAGUGUGCAAGGCGUGCAAAAGGACAGGGCACCAGGCAGGGUUCAAGGGGGCUGUGUACAUCGACUGCCCCAUGAAGCCUUGCUUCUUAUGCAAGAUGCCAGGUCAUACAACCUUGACUUGCCCACAUAGAGUAACAAUGGAGCAUGGUGUUAUCCCAGCGCCUAAAAGGAAUGCAAACACUUCUCUGGAUUAUGUCUUCCAGAGCCAAGUCAAGGGAAAGAUUCCCAUGGUUAAGCCUAAGUUUCUGAUACCCAACCAACUAGAGCAUGGAAACAUAAAAUUUCAUCAGAGACGUGUGACAUGCUUGGAGUUUCAUCCAACUAAGAACAGUGUUCUUUUAUCAGGAGACAAGAAAGGACUUCUGGGUAUCUGGGAUUAUGUUAAGUUGCAUGAGAAAAUCACUUAUGAUUCUGUGCACUCCUGCAUUCUGAAUAGCAUGAAGAUUGAUACCACCAACGAUGGUAUGAUAUAUACAGCUUCCUCUGAUGGUACUAUCAGUUGCACUGAUUUGGAUACUGGUAUUGGCUCUCCCUUGUUAAAUCUCAACCCAAAUGGUUGGAAUGGUCCAAGCUCUUGGCACAUGAUAUACGGGAUGGACUUAAACACUGACAAAGGUCUUCUUUUGGUGGCAGAUAACUUUGGUUUUCUUUACUUCCUGGAUAGACGAUCAAAGACGAGAAUUGGACAUCCAAUUCUUAUCCAUAAAAAGGGUAGCAAGGUAACCAGCCUACAUUGUAACCCUGCACGACCUGAAGUGCUUCUAAGCAGCGGAAAUGAUCACUAUGCCCGUAUUUGGGAUACAAGGAAGCUUGAAGCCAACUCUCCCCUUGCCAGCCUUGCUCAUGGACGGGUUGUUAAUUCAGGAUACUUUUCUCCACGAAGCGGAAAUAAGAUCUUGACAACUUGUCAGGACAACCGAAUUCGUGUAUGGGACUAUAUUCUUGGUGAUCUGCAAUCCCCAAGUAGAGAAAUUGUGCACAGUCAUGAUUUCAAUCGUCACCUGACUCCCUUCAAAGCUGAGUGGGAUCCAAAGGAUUACACCGAAACAGUUGCAGUGAUUGGCCGUUACAUAAGUGAGAACUACAAUGGUGUUGCUCUGCAUCCAAUUGAUUUUAUAGAUACUAGUUCUGGGAAGCUUCUGGCUGAGGUGAUGGACCCUGACAUAAUAACAAUCAGCCCAGUGAACAAGCUACAUCCGCAAGAUGACAUCCUAGCUACAGGAAGCUCAAGGUCUAUUUUCAUAUGGAAGCCAAAAAUUGAAGAUGAACUUACUGAAGAAAGAGCCAAGCAUGACAAUAGUAGUGAUGACGACUCAGGUGGUGAUUCUGGCGGAAAGAACAAGAAAGCAAAGAAGACUCGCUUCACUCAUGCAGUAAAGGGAAAGGGCAAAUCCAAAGUCUGAUGCUUGGUGUACAUAGUCGGCAGCAUUUUGACAAGAAAGCGUCCAUUAACCAGCUCCUGAUGCAUCUCCUUUUGUACCAUCUUGCCAACUCCCUCACCCCCCCCAGCUAAGGUGCUGAAGACCCGUAUGAAACGCAUGCUGAUAGACCCCAUAGUUGUCUCCUGCAUCAAUGCUCCUAAGGAGUUAGCCAGUUAGGUUUCGGACUCUUUUGAAUCCUGACAUGCUUAUGAUCACUUGUCAUUUGUCAACGAGGCCUUUUAACGGUUUAAUCCUGUAUCAACAUAUAAAUCUCCUGUACAGUUGCCUGAAUGCAAUUUGUGCUUGUAAAAUGUUUAUUGGUGCUCUCA